This is a messenger RNA of Mercenaria mercenaria, 642 nucleotides long. RefSeq lists its product as uncharacterized. The transcript is spliced from 4 exons. Bases 238 to 582 code for a protein of 114 amino acids. NCBI's taxonomy places the organism in Eukaryota, Metazoa, Mollusca, Bivalvia, Venerida, Veneridae. The record is from RefSeq and is a predicted model, not a curated record.
AGGGAAUCGAUCUUACCGAUUUUCGUCGCGAAGCGACGAAAAUCGGGAUCGAAUCCCACUACGGUAACAUACGAGGGUAUCCAAACAACACAUACUAUCCAAAUAAAAAAAUAUGGAGUUCCGGUUUAGACCAUGGGCGUGCGACGACCCCGAUGAAAUUCGGGAUAUCACGGUCUUCUAAAAUGUUAAUAAGCGUCCGUCCGAUCAGUAGGCGAAACGCAAUAUCCGCACAAUAAGAUGUCUGCGACCCGAAAGAAUAUUCAAAAAUAUGGACGGCACUCCAGUACAGCAUGUGCAUGGUUGGACCUGUUGACAUUUUUAGAAACGCAUCUUGGUCUAUUAUACAGAGUAUUGUUGUACUGCUCCAAAGUGCUUGUUGACAGACUGAAACCACUUGCUUGCGAGCAUAAGGUUCACUUCUUGAGAGCAGGCAGCUACAAAAUGGAAGGUCAACAAAUACACUACAGUAUACUUGAAAAGCAAGAAAGAAACACCAGAAAAUAUAAAAAGACAGAAGAACAAGGGGACUUUAAUAAAAAAAAACUUUUAAGGAUAGGAAUUCAGGAUUUACUUAGAAACUAAAUUUAUUUUGAGAACAGCAGUGUUUGACUAAGCUCUGUUACUUUAAGAGAUAACGUAUUA